Messenger RNA from Solanum lycopersicum (tomato), 739 nucleotides. The record is from RefSeq and is a predicted model, not a curated record. NCBI's taxonomy places the organism in Eukaryota, Viridiplantae, Streptophyta, Magnoliopsida, Solanales, Solanaceae.
UCACUUCUCUUGCCCUUACACAUUCUUCUUUCCCUUAAUAGAUUUCAACAACCAAAUACAUCAAAUGGGCUUUACAAAAUUGAAAGAAGAGUGUACUAAAACUCACCAUGAAGUUAAAAGCAAGCAAAGAGAUGUAGUUUCAUCAUUUUCUCAUCAGAAUUAUUUAAAAGAUCCCAAUUUUCUAAAAUCUAGAAAAAUUAAAUCCAUAAUAUUUCUUAUGAAUCAUAUUAGAGAUCAUUAUUCUUGCAAUGCUCUUUACUACUCUAAUUAUUUUCUCAAAUGUUGUUUCUUCUGUCAUAAGCCUCUUGACCUUCGCAAGGAAGUUUACAUGUACAGGGGUGAGCUGGGAUUCUGCAGUGUGGAAUGUAGAAAUAGACAGAUAUACCUAGAUGAAUUGAAAAAAAUUGAGACUUUUACUAAAAAAAUAUUGGCGUCUUUGAUCCGCCGGCGUCGACAGGUUGGCCGGAGUUCUCUGAUUACCGCUCCAUCGGAGGAUUACCGGCGAUGUGACGCUAAGAAUCAAGUUACAUUCAUCUUUUCAUAGUUCAUCAAAAUUUUGUGUUAAUUUUAUAGCUAAACAGAAAAAAUUACGCUAUUUUUUUAUGGGCUAAGAAUGAAAUUUUGGUGGGUACUACCAAUUUAGAGAUCAACAAAUUAGUUAGACUUACAAGUUUUUGGUAGAGACGAAUUUAGUAUUUUUUUUUAAUUAUAUGUUUAUUAAGUAAACUUGUCUUUUGUA